Phytophthora nicotianae INRA-310 is the source of this 543-nucleotide messenger RNA. RefSeq lists its product as hypothetical. Lineage: Eukaryota; Oomycota; Peronosporomycetes; Peronosporales; Peronosporaceae. Gene Ontology annotation, molecular function: nucleic acid binding. Bases 1 to 543 code for a protein of 180 amino acids. The record is from RefSeq and is a predicted model, not a curated record. The transcript has a single exon.
AUGCGAAACCUCACUGAUAGAGAGCGCCGUACAAUAAUUGAUGAGCUUCUAACGCGUCUGAAAGGUGGUAAAUUGGUGCUCGGGGCACUGACAGAGGUUGCUCGGAAAUUUAGCUGUGAUCGGUCCUCUGUGAGCAGGCUGUGGACCCAGUACCAAUCUAUAUGUACUAACGGUAUCAGUGGAGGCGAAUGGCGCAGCAGGAUAAAAACAAACUCAGGUGCAAAGCAGAUAGACCGCGACAAAGUUGAUCAGAAGCUCUCCCAGGUUCCUGCUGAACAGCGUAUUGUCAUGCGACGAACAGCAGUCGCAGCUGCGCUUACGCGCUACCCGGUGUCUGCUAUGCUAAAGGAGGGCCGCUUACAUCACCGCUCCACGCGUAUUAAGCCGGCUCUAACGACCGAAAACAAGCACAUGAGGGUGGAGCAUGUGCUGAGCUAUAUAGAUGAUGCAACACACAAUUUCGAGCCCAUGGAGAACGUGAUACACAUCGACGAGAAGUGGUUUAAUCAAGACAAGAACACACGCACGUACAUGCUUCUUUAA